AGAAAAACGCCCUCCAGCGUGCCCGUGACGCGCACGGCGCUCGCGCUGUUGCGCCCCGCCAAGCGCCUCUCGUGCCACGACCACGCGUCCGUCACCAGCCUCGACUUCGACGACUCCGGCCAGUUUUUGCUCAGCGCCGCCGCCGACCGGACCAUCCAGCUCUACGACUGCCACAAGGGCGUGCGCCAGCGCGAGGUCCAGUCGCAGAAGUACGGCGCCCACUUGGCCAGGUUCACGCACGACGGCCUCAGCUGUCUCUACGCGUCCACGCCCGCGGUCGGCGGCGCCGGCCCGGACCACGCGGUGCGCCUCCUCCUGCUCGCGCUGAAGAGCUACCUCCGCUACUUCCGCGGCCACACGGACCAGGUGGUGCUGCUCGAGAUGAACCCCGUGUCGCGCACGUUUCUCUCGGCCGCCGCGGACCACACGGUCAAGACCUGGGACCUCCGGGCGCUGCAGCCGCUGGGCAGCGUGGGCACCGCGCGCGCCGCGCAGGUGGCGUUCGACCCGCACGGCGUGGUGUUCGCCGUGGCCGAGGCGCCGCAGCCGGCCGCCGAACCUGGCUGCGUGGCGCUCUACAGCACGGCCGCCUGCGACCGCGGGCCGUUCCUCCGCGUGCUGCUUGCGGCAGCAUCGCCGGACGCGUGGACGCGUGCCGAGUUCUCCAACACCGGCCGCUGGUUGCUCGUGGCCACGGCCCUGGCGCGGCACCUCGUGUUGGACGCGCUCCUGGGCCGCCUCCGCGCGACCUUGGAGGUGGACGCGCACGCGGCGCCGGGCUGGAUGCGCUUCCAGUACGCCAGCGCGGGCGCCGCGUGCUUCAGCGCGGACGGCCGCCACGUGUUUGCGGGGCACGUGGACGGCAGCGUGGCGCUCUUCGACCUUGCGGCGUUGGCGCCGGACGCCGCGGACGACGCGCCGCCGGUGACGGUGCGCCCGUGCGCCAUGCUCCCGAGCCGCCAGGGCAUCCCGAAGGUGGUGGCGUUCAACCCGAGGCUCUUGGCGUUGGCCACGGCGGACUCCAGCGUGGUCUUGUGGUCCCCGCCUGCGGACGACUAG
Molecule: messenger RNA, 1059 nt
Organism: Metschnikowia bicuspidata var. bicuspidata NRRL YB-4993
Lineage: Eukaryota; Fungi; Ascomycota; Pichiomycetes; Serinales; Metschnikowiaceae
Gene: SWD2
Product: WD-repeat containing protein
Exons: 1
Cellular component (GO): Set1C/COMPASS complex
Molecular function (GO): chromatin binding; protein binding
Source: RefSeq, a predicted model, not a curated record